This is a messenger RNA of Aspergillus bombycis, 1728 nucleotides long. RefSeq lists its product as uncharacterized. The transcript is spliced from 5 exons. Gene Ontology annotation, molecular function: oxidoreductase activity. Bases 1 to 1728 code for a protein of 575 amino acids. NCBI's taxonomy places the organism in Eukaryota, Fungi, Ascomycota, Eurotiomycetes, Eurotiales, Aspergillaceae. The record is from RefSeq and is a predicted model, not a curated record.
AUGGCUCGAAUCAAGCCGGGUCAAAUAUGUCUGUUAGGUGCUACCGGUCGCACCGGACGAGGUAUCCUGCAGAUUCUUCUUACGGAGAACUAUAGCGACUGGGCUUUGCAUAUCUAUGUCCGGUCACGAGCAAAACUUUUGUCGUUCUUCCCAGGCAUAGAAGCUUUUACAGGUGUGAAAAUCUUUGAAGGAUCGAUCACUGACGUUGAGCUUUGGAGACAAUGCUUUUCUGGGGCGGACAUCAUCAUUUCCGCUCUUGGCGAGAACGAAAAUAUCGCCGGGUUGCGGUUACUACAAGAUGCAGCGAACACCACGGUCUCCGCGCUGCAAGUAUUGAGUCAAGAGGAUAGUUCCAACUGGCGUCGGCCUCGCCUGAUCCUUCUUUCAUCGGAUACAUUGAAUCCUACAGUCGCUGCCGCCCGUCCACGACUGGUGCACUGGGUAGUUAGCAACGCCUUUUGUUAUGCGUACGACGAUCUUCGCAAAGCACAAGCUGUUUACGAAGCCCACCCGCAGCUGUUACGGCUGUGUCUUGUACAGCCUCCGGCCCUGGUUGAGGAGGGGUCAUCCGGGCAUAUUAUCGGUACAGAAAGGGGCUCUUUGGCUGUGUCUUAUGCAGAUCUGGCGGCGGGUUUCGUGGAAAUUGCGAUUUCUGAUGGAUACAGAAACUCUAGUGCUGUAAUUGUCUCUAGUGCUUCUAAGGAUCGACUUCGACAUGUACCGGAACUUACGCGAAGAAUUGUACGGGGGACUCUAGCUCGCUACAUUCCCUGGUAUCUUGCUGUUGAGGAGAAGAUGCUGGGAUCAGCCUACCUACUAGGAUACCCCUCCGAGAAGGUGAUCAAGAUGUACCAAAAUGACUCUUCCCAGCUCAAAAGCCUCAACGACAUACUCAUCCGCACAGGGGCCACAAAGGACAACUGGAGACAGUUCCUGGGCAAAAAGAAAUAUACAGCCGCAUACACCACUUUCUUUGAUCAAGAACUAGCCAAUGCCCAGAAUGGCUGGAAAAGUCUCGUAAACGAAUACCUCUUCAGCUCACCCCAACCCUUAAUCAACGGCUUCGUCGCAGUCGGCUAUGAAUUCUCCAACCCCCAAAUCGCAGCCGAAGCGCUCAGUCUCGGCUGCACAGGCCGAGACCCAAUCCACGUCUACCUCGACACCCAAUACCCAGGCACAUCAACCUACAAAACAACCUCCGCAAAGAAAAUCCUCCACCGCGUGCACACCGACACCUGCUUCUCCAACCUCUUCUCUAUCCCAGACUACGUCAACCUCUCAAUUACCUUCGCGCAGGCAGAGCACGCCCUCCUCGAACACUGGAAUGCGUGGGAUAUCGUCGACCCUGUAAAUCAGUUCAGAGAUGUGGUUGACGUUGAGGGACUGCUUCUCAUUGAGUCUCGGAAUGGGGACGGCGAGCUGGGGGUGUUGAGGCAGUUUUGGUUGUUCGUGCCUUAUGUUUAUGUUGCGCAGUUGAGGCCUGAGAUUGGGGAUGGGGGAGACGUGAGAGGGGUUGAGCUACGGGGACGGGAUUGGGGGUGGGUUUAUGAGAGAUGCUUGGACGGGGAGUUUGGGGAGGAUGUACACGUGGUUAAGGUUGUAAGGGCAUUUAGGAUGUUGGAGGAGUGGAAGAAUGAGAGGGAUGGGUGGUGCUUGAGGGCUGCGGUGAGCUUUGUGGAGGGGUUUCGAGGCUGGACUGGCUUUGGGGCUGGGGGUGGAGGGUAUUGA